AUGGGAUGUGUGCUGUGUCAAGGACUACGGCUCAUGGCAGGCGGAGAGAUCCCUACUUUAGAAUCUCGCCUCUAUUUAGAACUAGAUAGCGAUGGCGUGGGCCUAGCUCUACACGAGAAGAACAAAGGCUCUGCCAAUCCACGUCUCAUGGUUUACACGGACGAAGAUGUGGAGGGACUCUAUGGUCGUCAUAUCCCAGUGGAUCCACAUGAUAACGCCUGCAUGGAGAUGCUGAAAGGUUGGUUCACCACGUGUGUCAAUCACCAUCGAGAGUGCCCUGCUCCCCGUGAUUCGACCCUACCUACGAGAGUAAUUGAUGUUGGUCCAUCUAAUGGCUCAGAACAGCCACGUCUGUUGCUCACAGAAGGCAAGAGAGGUCAAUGGAUUGCACUAAGCCACCGUUGGGGGACAAAUGUUUCACUGAAAACAACGUCGAAGAAUCUGGAUCAUCAUCGUCAGCUUAUCGAAUGGGACAGGCUAUCAAAAACCUUCCAGGAUGCUGUGUCGAUAACUCGAUUGCUCGGAUUUAGGUACUUGUGGAUCGAUAGUUUAUGUAUCCUUCAAGAUCGCAUGGAAGACUGGAAAAUAGAGUCGGUAAAAAUGCGUGAUGUGUACAAGAACUGCACAUUGAAUAUCGCUGCAGCACAUCCUCAAAGCGCCACGUCGGGAAUACUGGCCAAUCGCCGGCCAGUUAUCGACGAUGGAAAUCCAUACAUGGUUCCAUCUUUCGCUGGCGUGGAGUUACCAUUUACAUCUCCAGCAGGGAAGACAUUCAAGGUCAAGGUUCAAAAGUAUCCACAGCCAGGAGCCACUCAUCGCGAGUCUAGAAGCAAUUGCCUCGUGUCGCGAGGCUGGGUCAUUCAAGAGUUCUCCUUAUCCCCACGGACUGUAACCUGGACAGAGGAGCAAAUGACAUGGCAAUGUGUAAACUAUUGGGCAGAGGAAUAUGAUAGGCGCAUGUUUCAGAUGCAAACGCUGCACAUUCGGCAGCCCAGGCUAACGAAGCAGCUAAUACGUCUAGAUCCAUUUGGUGUUUCAAAUAGAGAGGUUUACGACGUGUGGUUGAUGACCUUAAAUGCAUACUUAGCGCGUUCUCUAACGUUCGAGUCGGAUGCGCUACCAGCUAUCUCAGGCGUCGCACAGGAGGUCCAGAGAAUUACAAGCGAUACUUAUUUGAUGGGCCAUUGGCAGGGCGACUUUUGCAAUGGCUUGUUAUGGUUUUUACAUAGACUACCUAGGUGUAUUAUUACGUCAAUUGCUCCAUCGUGGAGUUGGGUAUCCCGUAGGUACGAUGAUCUCGCUCCGAUAGGGUUCGAAAGUGGACGUUGGUUUGCAGUAAGCAUAGUCAAUUAUGUUUCGCAGAUUACACGGGUCAGAGAGUACGCGAAAAAUAGGAAGUAUUUUACUGAGUUCUCGUGUAGGGAAAGUAGGGAGAUCAUCAAUUCCGGCCUGCGCCUUCUCAAGCAAGAACUUCAGAUCCUGAAGAUCGAAAAUGAAGCUGCGCAUGGUUCUGACCAGAUCCGCCGUAUUCGAAUCAGCGCUCCCAUGAGGCCUUCACCGGUAGGCAUGAAUGCUGACAGGCCGACAAAAGGUGAACUAGGCGUUUGGUCAGAUAAUUGCUGGCUGGUGAGCGAGAAAAGCGCCCUAUAAUGUGCCUUGC
Molecule: messenger RNA, 1660 nt
Organism: Verruconis gallopava
Lineage: Eukaryota; Fungi; Ascomycota; Dothideomycetes; Venturiales; Sympoventuriaceae
Exons: 4
Coding region: 1-1650 (549 amino acids)
Source: RefSeq, a predicted model, not a curated record